AUGCUAAAAGGUGAUGUUGUUUUCUUGGCGCAGUGUCAAUGCUUCCGAGCAGAGUCAGAAAUCAUCAAAAAGCACUCGAAUAAAUUGACAAGACUUGUCGAGGAGCACAUUGGCGAAGAGUUCAUUCCCCUCGAAUGUUCCGCAGUUAUUCUUGAUCAUUUGCUCAAUUCGUUCUACAGCAUUUCGAGAUUAAAGUUGGAAACGAUAGAAUGUCUGAUGCUUUUGCACGCCGCACAGCGAUAUGAAUGUAGAAAAACACGUGACUGGUGCGUCGAGCAAAUCAAGAAAACACUCGUGUCCUCAGAUGCGAUGGCGUUAUUAGUGGCGCUGGACAUUGUCGCUAGAUAUUGUCAGAAUCCACCACCUCAACUUGACAACCUUGUAGCCAGCUGUGUCAACUAUCUUAUCAACAACAACGCGUUUGGACGUAUUGAGGGAGUAAAGCAAUUCCAUCCAAAGAUUUUCGCUAUGGACGAGUCAGUCCUCACACAAUUAGCGGUUGGUGUCGCCGAAAAUGGCUCAGGGAAAGGGUCAAUUCAUGAAGAAUUGGAAAGAUUAGCCAGAACUUUUAUAGAACCCUUCGAAAAGGAGACUCGAUCGUCGAAUUUUGAAAAAUUCUUAAUCUUUGGGCGGGAGAGCAACGCGAAAGCUCCCGAGCUCAACUCUACUCAGAUUUCGAAAAUCAUACAGUUCCAACAUUUUCACGAAAACUUCGAACCUCUUCAAUUUCUAUCGCUUGCUAUUGCCAAGGUCAUUCUGACAAAGCACAAUUAA
Molecule: messenger RNA, 774 nt
Organism: Oikopleura dioica
Lineage: Eukaryota; Metazoa; Chordata; Appendicularia; Copelata; Oikopleuridae
Source: the annotation of a GenBank genome assembly